Helianthus annuus (common sunflower) is the source of this 1343-nucleotide messenger RNA. RefSeq lists its product as uncharacterized. Lineage: Eukaryota; Viridiplantae; Streptophyta; Magnoliopsida; Asterales; Asteraceae. The coding region runs from base 219 to 890 and encodes 223 amino acids. The transcript has 3 exons. Gene Ontology annotation, molecular function: DNA binding. The record is from RefSeq and is a predicted model, not a curated record.
ACCAUAUAUAACAAAUGAAUUCACUGGAAAGUUGAUAUUUUGUUUUGUUCUCAAACUAACUAAAGUAAAUUUAGCUUCGUGUUUGUUUUUCUUUCUUGAAGUGAAAAAACAUAUAUCAUCUUUGAACAUUAUAUUAAUAUUGAUCCUAUAAAACUGAUCAAACUAGAUAGUUUUCAUCAGACAUUGAUCAAUCUCCCCGUUCUAAACUAUAAUAGCUAAUGGCUCGUUCAUCCUACGAGAUGUUCCUAGCUCCAUCCUCCCCUCGCCUGCCAUUGUCAACUGAUUUUGUUAGAGAGCUUUUGGAAAAGAAAAUCCUAGAAGGCCCAAUAAUCCUACAUACAAAAGGAGGGCAUUCAUGGAGAUUGGAGAUCAAACAAAUUAAUGAUACUUACUAUUUCACCAAUGGAUGGAACAAUGUGGUUGAGGAUAUGCAAUUGCGUUUCGGGGAUUAUCUUUACUUUCGGCCCCUUGAUCAAUCCACCAUCAAAAUGUCGAUCUUUCGUCCAAAAGAGUGUAACAGAUUUUUGGCUCCAAAAGUAAAACAUAAAGAUGAUGAUGAUCCAUUCUUUACAUCCAUUAUCACUAAAACCCACACAAAAAUGUUGCGGUUUCCGGGUGGAUUCGCAGAGUUGGCUGGAAUAAAUGCUCAAGGAACCAUGACGUUGAAGAAUCUUGAUGGAAAAGAAUGGCUUGUGGGUUUGAGGUUGGACAAGGCGUUUAGAACGAAAAGGUACCUUUUGUCGUUCGGGUGGGGUCGUUUCAGGCAACAAAAUAACUUAUCGGAAGGAGAUGAAUGUGUAUUCAGGUUCAUAAAAAGUGAAGGCAAGUUAUUAUUGGCAAAAGUCACAAAGAUGAAGCCAUGUUAUGGUGUAACACCCCGCCCCGAUUAGGGCUGACGUGUUACACAAUUCGGUAAUCAGAGACAAUUAAUAACUUAAUUAAAACAUAAAUUCCAUAGGUUUAAAAACAAAAAUCCCCAAAAUGGCAUAACGGUCUCGACAGAAAAACAUAAGUGUCUAAAUUUAUUGAAUAUAAGGUUUUAUUAAACUCCUUGUUCCAACUCUAGCUUUUUAUUAUCACUCUUCACACAUUUCCCUGAUUUCCCUGAGUACCUGUUUAAGACAUAAUAAAAAGAAACAACAAAAAGAAACGGUUGAGCCAAAAAUUGCCCAGUAACGGAGAAACAAUAGCACCAACACAUAAAUGAAAGAAGAAGUACACUAAACACUUUAACAAUGCCAACAAUACAAUAUGCGGAAUGAUCACUGAUGAAUACCAUAAAGGUAUGUUAGAAAUACCCAUGUGAGCCACUAACAAUAAACACUAACACUUUGUACAUUAGC